Messenger RNA from Strongylocentrotus purpuratus (purple sea urchin), 1896 nucleotides. RefSeq lists its product as uncharacterized. Gene Ontology annotation, biological process: signal transduction. Lineage: Eukaryota; Metazoa; Echinodermata; Echinoidea; Camarodonta; Strongylocentrotidae. The transcript has 4 exons. Gene Ontology annotation, molecular function: protein binding. The record is from RefSeq and is a predicted model, not a curated record. Bases 172 to 1896 code for a protein of 574 amino acids.
UGCAAAAUUGGAUAUCUACAUCCUCUUGUCUUCUCUGGGUUGGAAUCGCUUCAGAAGUUGAGUUUGAAAGGAAAUAACAUCCAGCAUAUUCAUGAUGAUGUUUUGUCGGGGUUGGGUCAAAUAAAAAGUAUCGACUUUAAAGGAAACGAUAUCGCGUACUUGGAGGAGCUAAUGUUCUCAAGUAACUGGAAUCUCACAAAUCUGUCCUUGGCCAACAACAGAAUAACGCGCGUUUAUCAAAGCACUUUUAAGCCAAUCUUUUCCUCCAUUUCAUCACUUGAUCUAUCAAUGAACCCAAUUGAAUGUAACUGUGAACUAAAGUGGCUCAUUGAUUGGUUAAAUGGACCUAUACGCUUGAAAAAUGAGGACAAAACUAUCUGUUCGUUAGCAUCCCUGGAGCCUCUUCGUAAGAAAUCCCUGAUGGAUUUUGAUCCAAAUGAACUCUGUAAGAUAAACAAUAGUCUUUAUUCUCUGAUUCCCCUCAUCUCCAUUGGCUUGGUUGUUAUCAGCGUGCUGGUGUAUCACUACCGAUGGCAGUUGAGGUACAAGCUUUUUCUCCUGAAACUGGUCGCAUUUGCAUAUAAAGAGAUGCGAGACGCUCGAGAUCACAAUGACUACGAGUUUGACGUGAACAUCAUUUUCUACGACGAUGACGAAGAAUGGAUUCGCGAACAGCUUCGACCGGCUCUCGAAGAACGGCUUCCACAAUUUCAGAGGAACGUCGUUGGUGACGAAGACCUUGUGUUGGGUAUGCAUUACUUAGAUUCCGUCGAUUACGUGGUAAGUCAUAGUUACAAGACCAUCGUCGUGCUUAGCAGAGCUGCUGUGCUCGACCACUGGUUCAUACUCAAGUUCCGGACGGCCAUGGACCACGUGAGCGACACUCUUACUGAAUUCGUAGUUGUGGUCUUCCUCGAAGACAUCCCAGAUGAUGAAAUGCCGUUCUUGGCGAGGUUGUAUCUCAGUGAUGGCAGGCCCUAUAUUAACUGGACUGAGAACAAUCCUCCACCAUCAGCCAAGCCCGUACUCAUUGAAGGGCUUAACCUGAAGUGGCCGGAGUGCUCGUCCUUCCAAUCUUUAUAUCGACACGAUGGAGAUUCGGCGAUGACAUCCUUAAGACUGGACAUGGAUCAAUCUUUCCAUGGAUGCGAUCAGAACCUUGAACAGAAAAAUGCUUCUUGCAGCAAUAAAGGUCUGGGAUUGGUUCCCACGGGUCUAUCUGGGGAUACCGAGGUGCUUGACCUGUCUCAUAACAAUAUCACAAAACUCUUGAACUCCUCGUUUGAAUUAUAUCCUCUAAUCAACUCCUUGGACAUUUCUCACAACGAUGUAAGAGCGAUAGAAUCCGCCGCUUUUUACCCCCUUAAGGCCUUACUGUACCUGUCUCUUUCCUUCAACUGGGGUCUUGUGCUUCCAGCAACAGGCGUCUUUAUGAUGUCGUCACAGCUUUCCAUUCUCGAUUUAACGGCAUCAAACUUGAAAUCGCUCCCCAAUGACAUUCUAAAGUGGAGUCUAAAUCUAGAUACUGCACGUCUGUUCUACAACCAGCUCUCCUUCAUCAAUGUAAGUUCUUGUGGCAAGGCCGACAUUGUACUCAUGACUGGUAAUCGACUACAACACCUUACGGCUGAAAAAUUCACCUUCGAGUGCCACACUGAUACUCUAAAUAUUAGGGAAAACCCCAUCCAAUCAGUAGACCCUGAUGUGAUCGCAUCACUACGUGUUCGCUAUUUGGUGCUAGGUGGCUACCCUUUAAGUGACGAGGUGUUGGCGAACAUCAUCCUCGGAAUCUCAAAAUCAGACAUCGAAGUGCUCACGAUCAUGGAAGGAUCCGUUGUUUGGGAAGUGAUCUACCGCCAGGGAUAUUCGGGCAACUCUCUGUUUUACAAGAGCUAA